Molecule: messenger RNA, 4965 nt
Organism: Brassica napus (rape)
Lineage: Eukaryota; Viridiplantae; Streptophyta; Magnoliopsida; Brassicales; Brassicaceae
Exons: 2
Coding region: 1-4965 (1654 amino acids)
Molecular function (GO): catalytic activity
Source: RefSeq, a predicted model, not a curated record
AUGGCGAGCGCAACGGCGACUUUGACUUCACUGCAGACGGCGAGCGCGUCUUCGAAUCCGAUGGACACGGCGACGGCGAAGGCGAAUUCGACAGAUCCACAUGAUGCUAAGGAGAUGACGAUCACAAGAGAGUUACCGGAGCAGACAAUGGAGAAGUCAACAGUUCCUACGGAUCCAAAGGAGAUGGAGAUUUCAGAAGACCUUUCCGCGAGGGUAACGGCUUAUUCAGAGGAUACAACUGGUUCCAAAGGGAAGCCUUCUGACGGAGAGCGCGUAAAGACUCCGAGGACAGGGACCACCCUAUCGGAGGCAGGCGGGGAGCUCGAAGAGUCGGGAGAGGUUCGGAAGAAACCCUCGGACCAGGAUCUGGAGAAAUCUCAGGUCAACGAUGGUGGAGCAGAUGGAUCCCCUUCCCUGAUCUCACCUUGGACAGGGGACAGGGAAGCAUCGUCACAACCUAUUUUUGAGGAAUCUAAUGGAGUGGUUUCAAUGGUGAUCCCAGCAGCGGUCUUAUCUGAUGCAAAUCCUCUGUGGAGAUGCUAUGUUGUGGGCUAUUUCAUCGGGGAUGCUCCUCAUGUAGGAUCAAUCCAUGCCACCGUAAAUCGGCUCUGGGCUACUCCAAAAAACAAGACUAAGAUCGAUGUCCAAUUUAUUGAGAAGAAUACGGUCUUGUUCCGUAUUGAGAAUGAACAAAUGAGAGGAAGAGUUUUGCAGAAGAAGUAUUGGCACGUAGCGGAUAUCCCUCUGGUGGUGAAUGAGUGGUCUCCGGAGACUGCAACUCUGAAGCCUGACCUCACUUCCAUGCCUAUGUGGAUUGAUCUGCGGGGGGUGCCCAGCCUUUUGUUUUCAGCAAAAGGUUUGAAGUGCCUGGCUAAGGGUGUUGGCAAGUAUGUAAAGUUGCAUCCUAGCACAGAGAGAUGCAUACGUCUGGACACUGCACGAAUCCUUGUGGAAGUCAAUCUUCAUAAGGAGCUGGUAGAGAGGAUCGAUUUCCAGGAUGCUAGCGGGGAGAAGGUUUCAGUCGACGUAUGCUACCCUUGGUUGCCUCCUAAAUGUAGUGUGUGUAAGGCGUGGGGACACAAGGGAGUGAAUUGCAUUUCACCACAGGUUAAGAUACUGAAGGCACAGUCAGGAAAGGGAAAAGAGAUCUGUGCUUCCGAAACAAACGAAAUUGCAGAGGUUGGAGAGAAUCAGAAUCAGAAUGUGGUGGGAAAUUUAUUACAGGAGUUGGAAGAACUGGCCGUGGAGAAGUCAAAUGAAACUGGUUCUUCAAGCGACCGAAUGAAUGAGAAGUAUGGUGAUGGAGCAAAGCUUGGCGAAAGUAACGACAUACUUUUGAAUGUGCAGGGAAACGAGGAAGGGUCUGUACUUGAUACAACAGAGCAGAAGUGGUCACUAGUGCCUACUCACAACAAAGUUCAAAGUGGGACAGAAGAAGGAAAGAGCAAGGGCAUCACGGUAUCCCCUUCUCGAUUCAAUGUUCUGGCUAUCUCAGAGGAUGAGGGAGAAUUAGACGACAUAGAGGAAGGGGAGCUGGUAACUAUGUUGCACAAGAGUUCCCAAGUCAUCACUUGUGUAGUUCAAAUACCUGAGACGAAGGAGCAGUUUAUUUGUUCUGCGAUAUACGCUUCUAACUUUGAAGCUGAGCGUAGAGAAUUGUGGGAAGAUAUGCGAGGCACACAGGCAGCUUACAAGCAUCUCGACAUGCCAUGGAUUCUAUUAGGAGAUUUCAAUGUAACCCUAUCUUCAGGGGAACAUUCUCGGGUCCGUGACUAUCUUACUGACCAGAGAGGGAUGCGACAGUUCCAGGAGGUGGUCAGUGAUUGUGUGCUUACUGAUUUGGCAUAUACUGGAGCGAUUUUUACAUGGUGGAACAAGCAAGAUACAGAUCCUAUUGGGAAAAAGCUUGAUAGGGCACUCAUAAAUGGGGCCUGGCUGAGCGCUUUCCCUAAAUCUUUUGCAAAGUUCGAAGCUGGUGGAAUCUCUGACCAUGCCCGAUGUGUUAUUCAGUUGUCUGAGAAUAGAGAGGAUGUGCGGAAGCCUUUCAGAUUUUACAAUUAUCUGACAGAGCAUGAGGAGUUUCUACCAACGGUUGCUAAGUUGUGGGAAAGCACAGAAUCACUCCAUCACUCCCGGGCUUCAUUGGGGAUGUUCCAUAAAAAACUUAAGGCCUUGAAGUAUGAGAUGAGACUCAUGAAUAAAACGCAUUAUGGUGAUCUUCCUGCUCGAACCAAGCAAGCUUACGAGGUAAUGUGCGACUGUCAGAAUCAGGUUUUGAUGGAUCCAAACCCAAUGACUUUCGCGGCAGCAGCAGUAGCAUCAGACAGGUGGAACAAGCUGGCUCGCAUAGAAGAAAAGUUUUUCAGACAGAAAUCGUGCAUCCGCUGGCUAGCUGCAGGGGAUCUAAAUACUGCUUUCUUUCACCGGUCGGUCCAGUCAAGAGCAUCUUGGAAUGCAAUUAGACAACUUCAAACUGAGAAUGGAGAGAUUCUCAAUGACCCAAAAGCAAUUUCCAGGGAAGUGGUCCAACAUUUUCAACGCUUUCUGCAAUCUCAGGACCUCGAGUUGGCAAACGACUCAACAUCCAUUUUGACGGAGUUACUUACUUAUAGGUGCGAUCUUCACGCAGCCUCGCGGCUUGUAGCUCCAGUGCUGCCUCCUGAGAUACAAGAAGCAAUACACGCCUUACCCGAUGAUAAGGUUUCUGGUCCUGAUGGAUACACAAAGGAAUUCUAUGUCGCGGCUUGGCCAAUAAUAGGAAGAGACUUUAUCGUUGCCGUGCAGUCAUUCUUCAUAUAUGGGUUCCUGCCCACAGGAGUAAAUGCAACGAUCCUCUCACUUAUCCCUAAAACAGAUUCGGCUGGUACACUGAAGGAGUAUAGGCCAAUCGCAUGCUGCAACUUUCUGUACAAAGUUAUUUCCAAGAUACUCGCGUCUAGACUCAAAAGUAUCUUACCUGAAGCUAUAGAAGCAAAUCAAUGUGCCUUUAUUAAGGAUAGACUCCUGCUGGAAAAUGUGCUGCUUGCUACAGAGUUGGUAAACGGAUACCACAACAGGAAAAAUUCUGACAGAUGCACCAUUAAGUUUGACAUAUCCAAGGCUUUCGAUACAGUAAGAUGGUCAUUCAUAACAGAUGUUCUCCGAGCUAUGGGCAUACCUGAUCUUUUUGUCCAUUGGAUCAACGUGUGCAUCUCCACGGCAGCAUUCUCAGUCUCCGUAAAUGGCAGUCUAGAAGGGUUCUUCACAAGCGCAAGAGGUAUAAGACAAGGAUGCUUACUUUCCCCAUAUCUAUAUGUCAUCAUCAACAAUGUGUUGUCUAAGAUGCUGAAUCAGGAAGCAGGCACAGGUUUAUUUGAAUAUCACCCACAAUGCCAAGGAGUGGGGCUGACACAUCUGAGCUUCGCUGAUGAUAUCUUGGUUUUCACCAAGGGGACGGCAGAUUCCGUGAAGGGGGUUAUGCUGACUAUGGAAAAAUUCGCAGCCAUGUCAGGACUGCAUAUUAAUUCCUCAAAGUCAUCUAUAUAUGCUUCGGGGCCGAGUACUGAAACUCUCCGCGAAGAAGCUCUCAGAUUAGGGAUUGCAGUAGGCAGCUUGCCUAUUCGGUACUUGGGCUUGCCGUUAACUACAAAGGCGCUGACCAAACUCGAUUAUGAGCCGCUCAUUGACAAAAUCAGAUCACGUAUGCUAUCAUGGACUAACAAAACACUCUCUUUCGCGGGUCGCCUACAGCUGAUUAAGUCAGUAGUAUUCAGCAUUCUGAACUUCUGGAGCUCUGCUUUCAUUUUACCAAUGGGCUGUUUGGAUGAUAUAGAGAGUUUAUGCAGUGCUUUCUUGUGGCCGGGUUCCCCGAACAAUUCACACAAAGCUAAAGUUAAAUGGGAUGAUUUGUGCUAUCCGAAAUCAGAGGGGGGACUGGGAAUCAGGAGGCUUCGUGAUUCGGUAAGAGUAGGUGCGCUAAAAUUGAUCUGGAGAUUAUACACGGUCUCGAAAUCUCUUUGGGUAUCUUGGAUUCAACAUUACCUCCUGCGGUACAGUUCAUUUUGGGAUGUUCGAGAUGACACUACGGGCUCCUGGAUGUGGAGGAAAAUUUUAAAAAUGAGAAACAUGGCGUAUCAGUUCAUAAGGGUCGAAGUGGGGAAUGGUAACCGUGCUUUCUUCUGGCACGAUGACUGGCUACGAAUUGGAAAGCUUAUAGAUAUUACAGGAGCAACGGGUACGACUUAUCUUGGGAUUCUGCGUAAUGCUAAAGUUAGUGAGGCUGUCUCUGAAGGCCGGUGGAAGAUACGAGGCCAACGGAACCACCAUUUUCAUGAGUUGCAUCAUAGAGUACAGAUCGAACCGGUACCUAAUGUCGCUAAUGGACCUGAUAAGUUCCUAUGGAGAUAUGAUGAAGGUCUUUAUCAAGACAGUUUCAAUGCAGCGAAAACAUGGGAGCAGAUAAGAAGCAAGCGACCUGAAGUAGUCUGGAGUAGAAGUGUUUGGUUCAAACAAAGGAUCCCAAGGCAAGCAUUCCUAGUGUGGCUUGCAAUACAGAAUAGGCUAUCAACCGGUGAUAGAAUGAGAAAAUGGGGAAUCAACCAGGGAUGUGUGUUAUGUGGAGAAAGAGACGAGACACGAGAUCAUCUGUUUUUCGCAUGCCCAUACUCUUAUACGGUUUGGGAUCGUCUCGCUAGCAGAUUGGUAGGUAGGAGGAUCAACCCGGACUGGCAUGAUAUGCUAAGGUAUACACAAGAAGGCACAGCCAAUGAGAUGGAUAUGAUUCUCACCCGUCUAGUGUUCCACGCUGUCGUGUACAAUAUAUGGCGAGAAAGGAAUACACGAAGGCACCAACUAGGAUAUCAGGGUACUCAGCAAAUGAUCAAAACUAUCAACAGAGGUAUCAAAAACAGGAUCACCUCCCUUGGUUACAAGUUCGGUCACAAGUUCAAUGGACUCCUGAGGAGAUGGUUUGAAGUUUUCGAUUAG